Molecule: messenger RNA, 1394 nt
Organism: Manihot esculenta (cassava)
Lineage: Eukaryota; Viridiplantae; Streptophyta; Magnoliopsida; Malpighiales; Euphorbiaceae
Product: ethylene-responsive transcription factor RAP2-12
Exons: 2
Coding region: 157-1086 (309 amino acids)
Biological process (GO): ethylene-activated signaling pathway; regulation of DNA-templated transcription
Molecular function (GO): DNA binding; DNA-binding transcription factor activity
Source: RefSeq, a predicted model, not a curated record
GCUUGGGACAUAUAAACCCCCUCUCUUCUUCCUCUUUACUCACUCUUCCAAUUUCAACCCUUUCAACGUUUUCUCCAAAAUCCUUUCCGCUUCCAUUGUUACCUUCUCAAAUCCAGGACAUUGCUAAUAGCUUUCGGUUACUUGGCUUAGCUAAAGAUGUGUGGUGGAGCUAUCCUAGCUGAUCUCAUCCCUCGCAACCGCGGCCGCUGCAUCAGAGCUUCUGAUAUCUGGCCUAACUCAUCCUUCUCUAAACCACCCUUCGAGUCAUUUGACAACCAAGAAUCUCUCUCUCUCAAAAGAUCCCAACCCGCUUCAGGUGAUGAUCGUGUGAAUAAGACCCCCGCCAAGAGGCAGAGGAAGAACUUGUAUAGAGGUAUCAGGCAACGCCCCUGGGGCAAAUGGGCUGCUGAGAUUCGCGAUCCAAGGAAAGGAGUCCGCGUUUGGCUUGGCACCUUCAACACCGCCGAAGAAGCUGCUCGAGCCUACGAUAGAGAGGCCCGCAAAAUUCGCGGCAAGAAAGCCAAAGUUAAUUUCCCAAAUGAAGAUGACGUGUACUCCACUUCCCAAAAUCACCUUAAUCUGCCUCCCCAUCGGAAUCCCAAUCCCUCCAUGUAUCAACCCCUCACUUGCAAUUUCAGCAAUCCGCCCAAAAGUUAUGAAUUUGGGUUCGGUUACGAUUUAAACAGUAUUGGAUCCCACGCUUCUAAUGGCAUGAAUACUGAACCUAUUUUUGUUUCUGGCGAGGAGAAUUCUGGGUCUGGUUCAGAGGAGGAAGCCUACUCAAUAAGCAACAAUAAUUACAUAAGUGAAGUUAAAGUGAAACAAGAAGAGGAGAAAAUGGAGGCAGGGAAGAUGAACAGUGGGGAGGUGGUGAUAGUGGCCGGAAAAUCUCAGCUUCAAGAAAGCGAAGUGCAGAAGCUGUCGGAGGAGCUAAUGGCUUAUGAAAAUUACAUGAAAUUCUAUCAGAUUCCUUAUUUGGAUGGACAGUCGCCGGCGGUGAAUGCCACUCAGGAAAGCCUAGUUGGGAAUCUCUGGAACUUUGAUGACGAUGGUAUUGCUGCGGCAGUCACCUCUGUCGCUCUGUAGCGACUUGCGGAGCAAUUGUUUUGUUAUUAGGUUGUUAUCUGGUAUUCGGGCGAGGUUGGCGCUGUAAUUUACAGGGGGAACCAUGAUUUUGGCUUGUCUAUAUAUAAUUUGAUUCCUAGUUUUUUUUUUUUUUUUGCCCUUUUAUGCUAAUUUUCAUUUUAUGUUCAAGAUGUAAUUUUUAUGUUUUAAUAAUAAUGAAUUGUUCCCUGUAUCAUGUUCAUUGCUGAAUCCCUUGUAGCUAAGUUGUCAAAUGCCCUCCAACUCCCAUGUGUAAAAUAUUCCUAAUAACAUUUAUGCUUAUUUUAAAA